Pipistrellus nathusii (Nathusius's pipistrelle) is the source of this 1110-nucleotide messenger RNA. The record is from the annotation of a GenBank genome assembly. NCBI's taxonomy places the organism in Eukaryota, Metazoa, Chordata, Mammalia, Chiroptera, Vespertilionidae.
AUGUUUUGUGUGGCGCCAGCUGAAUUAGAAACCAAGAUGAACAUAACCAAAGGAGGCCUGGUGCUGUUUUCAGCAAAUUCUAAUUCAUCUUGUAUGGAGCUUUCAAAGAAAAUUGCUGAGCGGCUGGGGGUGGAAAUGGGCAAAGUGCAGGUUUACCAGGAACCUAACCGAGAAACAAGAGUACAAAUUCAGGAGUCCGUGAGGGGAAAAGAUGUUUUCAUCAUUCAGACUGUUUCCAAGGAUGUGAACACCACCAUCAUGGAGCUCCUGAUCAUGGUUUAUGCGUGUAAGACCUCUUGUGCCAAAAGCAUCAUUGGUGUGAUUCCCUACUUCCCUUACAGCAAACAGUGCAAGAUGAGAAAAAGAGGCUCCAUUGUUUCUAAAUUGCUGGCUUCAAUGAUGUGUAAAGCUGGUCUGACUCAUCUUAUUACUAUGGAUUUACAUCAAAAGGAAAUUCAGGGCUUCUUCAAUAUUCCUGUUGAUAAUUUAAGAGCGUCUCCCUUCUUAUUACAAUAUAUUCAAGAAGAGAUCCCGGAUUACAGAAAUGCAGUGAUUGUAGCCAAGUCUCCAGCCUCAGCCAAGAGGGCACAGUCUUUUGCUGAGCGCCUUCGACUGGGCAUUGCAGUGAUUCACGGAGAAGCUCAGGACGCUGAGUCCGACUUGGUGGAUGGACGGCAUUCCCCACCCAUGGUCAGGAGUGUGGCUGCCAUCCACCCCAGCCUGGAGAUCCCCAUGCUGAUUCCUAAAGAAAAGCCCCCAAUCACAGUUGUUGGUGAUGUGGGAGGAAGGAUCGCCAUUAUUGUGGAUGACAUUAUCGAUGAUGUGGACAGCUUUCUUGCUGCAGCAGAGACCCUGAAGGAGAGAGGGGCAUAUAAGAUCUUCGUGAUGGCAACGCAUGGCUUGUUAUCUUCCGAUGCCCCCCGGCUAAUUGAGGAAUCUGCCAUUGACGAGGUGGUGGUGACCAAUACGGUUCCACACGAAAUCCAGAAGCUCCAGUGCCCCAAGAUCAAAACUGUGGACAUCAGCAUGAUCCUCUCCGAAGCCAUCCGCCGGAUCCACAAUGGGGAGUCCAUGUCCUACCUUUUCAGAAACAUCGGCUUAGAUGACUGA